This is a messenger RNA of Lepus europaeus (European hare), 612 nucleotides long. RefSeq names its product PPP1R2C family member C (gene PPP1R2C). Gene Ontology annotation, molecular function: protein phosphatase inhibitor activity. The transcript has a single exon. Gene Ontology annotation, biological process: regulation of signal transduction. Bases 1 to 612 code for a protein of 203 amino acids. Lineage: Eukaryota; Metazoa; Chordata; Mammalia; Lagomorpha; Leporidae. The record is from RefSeq and is a predicted model, not a curated record.
AUGGCAUCCUCCAGCACCUCCCACCGGCCAAUCAAGGGAAUCCUGAAAAACAAAGGCUCCACUGCUUCUGCGGUGGAUGCUUCUACUCAGGAACCCGGAGGGGCCUGCCAGGAUGUCCAGAGGAAGAAGUCCCAGAAGUGGGAUGAAUCCAACAUCUUGGCAACCACGUACAAGGACUAUGAUUUCCUGAAGAUAAACGAACCGAGCACUACCUGUGUCACCGUGCGAGAUGAGGGGGAAGAUCCAAUGCGUGAUGUCAAAGCAAAGGAAAGCAUGUCCGUGGACAUGUUAGCCAAGAAACUUGCAGCCACUCACACUUCCGAUCACUACUAUCAAGUGGAGGAGCAAGGCAGCUGCGAGGCGCACACCAGCAAGUUCUCAUUCCAGAAACAAGAAAAACAGCGGCAAUUCGAGAUGAAGAGGAAGCUGCACUACGACGAGGGACUGAACAUCAAAUUGGCAAGACAACUGAUCUCAAAAGACCUACAGGAUGAAGAUGUCUGUGACAACGAAGAAAGCCUCUGCCAGACCGCUGAAGAAAAGACUACUACAGAAGAAGCGGCAGAGGCUUCCACCGGUGACGAACUGCCAAUGCCAUAUUGCCACGAGUAG